AUGGGUGUUUUAAGUCUGAAAAUCGAAUUUUCUGGUGGUGCAGAAUCGUUGUUUGGCAUGCAGAAAGAAUUCGAUAUCCAAAUGCGAAAUGAUUCGGGACCGUUAUUUGUUAGCGAUUUGGUGCGACAUAUCAAUGUUAACUUAAUACCAGACAAAUCAAAGUCUCAUCUACUGGUGGAUAAAGAUGGCGAUGGUGUUCGACCUGGAAUAUUGGUGCUUGUUAAUGAAGUGGAUUGGGAUCUGUUGCAGGGGCCUAAAACGAUCUUGGAAGAUGGUGACGUCGUUUCAUUCAUCUCUACUCUGCAUGGCGGAUAA
This is a messenger RNA of Cercopithifilaria johnstoni, 315 nucleotides long. Lineage: Eukaryota; Metazoa; Nematoda; Chromadorea; Rhabditida; Onchocercidae. The record is from the annotation of a GenBank genome assembly.